This is a messenger RNA of Mesoplodon densirostris (Blainville's beaked whale), 1458 nucleotides long. RefSeq names its product BCL2 binding component 3 (gene BBC3). Gene Ontology annotation, cellular component: mitochondrion. NCBI's taxonomy places the organism in Eukaryota, Metazoa, Chordata, Mammalia, Artiodactyla, Ziphiidae. Bases 785 to 1366 code for a protein of 193 amino acids. The record is from RefSeq and is a predicted model, not a curated record. Gene Ontology annotation, biological process: intrinsic apoptotic signaling pathway in response to endoplasmic reticulum stress; positive regulation of apoptotic process; positive regulation of release of cytochrome c from mitochondria. The transcript is spliced from 4 exons.
UUGAGGUAGGAGGGAGGGUUGAUGUCUACUGUUCUGCUGUUGCGUCUCUGUGUUGUUGCCGGCAUGUGGUGAUGCAUCUGGGUCUGAUGACGUGUCUGUGUGUGCCAGCUUUACAUGUGUCCUGGGGUCUGAGAGUUGGUGACAAGCGGGUGUGUUUCGGUUGUGUCGGUCCAUGUGUGUGUCCAUGGAGGUCUGUUUUGUGUUGAUAUGUGUGUGAGUCCUGAGGUGUGUGGGUCUUAUCUAUUGCGUGUGUGUUGUCGGGAGGGGCACAUGUGUUUGAGAAGUGUGGCAGUGCCUAUUUGGUGUGUGUUUCUGUCUGUGCUUGUGAGGGCUGCAUAGUGUGUACAUGUGUGUCUAUGAGCCUGUUAACAGUGGCUCAGCGGGUGAGAUCCUGACAGUUUGUAUGUGUGUGUGUAUGGGGUGGAGGGGAUGGGUUGUGCCAGCCACUAUGCAUUGUGUGGAUAGUUCUUCCUGUGGUCUGUGUGUAUGUGUGUGUCCACGUUUUUGGUCAGUGUUUGUAUGUGUGUGUCCUGAGACAUCUCAAUGUUUCCGUGCAAAUGGGAGACGAGGUGGGGGGUCUGGCUGGCCAGUCCUGCGUGAGCUUUUGUGUGUGUGUUGUGUACCCUCCACACACACCCCUUUGGGUCCUGUGUGAGUCCCCGUGUGUGUUGCGAGGCAUCACAAUGCCUGGCUGCCCUCCCUGUGUGCCCAUCACUGUGUUCCGGAAGUUAAUCCCACCAGCCCAGGCCCUGUGUGAGUCCCACGUUGGGCCCCAGGGAGCGCCAUGGCCCGAGCACGCCAGGAGGGCAGCUCCCCAGAGCCCGUAGAGGGCCUGGCCCGCGACGGCCCGCGUCCCUUCCCCCUCAGCCGCCUGGUGCCCUCGGCCGUAUCCUGCGGCCUCUGCGAACCCGGCCUGCCUGCUGCCCCCGCCGCCCCCGCCCUGCUGCCCGCCGCCUACCUCUGCGCCCCCACCGCCCCGCCCGCCGUCACCGCCGCCCUGGGGGCCCCCCGCUGGCCUGGGGGUCCUCGCAGCCGGCCCCGAGGCCCGCGCCCCGACGGUCCUCAGCCCUCACUCUCGCCCGCGGAGCAGCACCUGGAAUCGCCAGUGCCCAGCGCCCCGGGGGCCCUGGCGGGCGGCCCCACCCAAGCGGCCCCGGGAGUCCGGGGGGAGGAGGAGCAGUGGGCCCGAGAGAUCGGGGCCCAGCUGCGGCGGAUGGCGGACGAUCUCAACGCGCUGUACGAGCGGCGGAGACAAGAGGAGCAGCAGCGACACCGCCCCUCCCCCUGGAGGGUCCUGUACAAUCUCAUCAUGGGACUCCUGCCCUUACCCAGGGGCCGCGGAGCCCCCGAGAUGGAGCCCAAUUAGGUGCCUGCACCCGCCCGGUGGACGUCGGGGACGUGGGGGGCAGGACCCUCCCACCUCCUGACGCCCUGGCCAGUGCGGGGGACUUUUUCUGC